AGAGAGAGAGAGAGAGAGAGAGAGAUUUUGUUCCAGGCUUUUGCCCAGGCCGGCGUCUUGGCAGGUACAGUUAAUACAGCUCGCCAUGUCUUUCACAGGCACGCAGGGCAAGUGCAAAACCUGCGACAAGACCGUCCAUUUCAUCGACCUCCUGACCGCCGACGGCGUCUCGUACCACAAGACCUGCUUCAAGUGCAGCCACUGCAAGGGCACCCUCUCGAUUAGCAACUACUCUUCCAUGGACGGUGUCCUGUACUGCAAGACACACUUUGAGCAGCUCUUCAAGGGGACAGGGACCUUCUCGAAGAAAUUUCAAGGUGGCGCAUCUUCAAACAAGAACGACCAGGCAAAAGCUCCGAGCAAGCUAUCGUCUGCAUUCUCUGGAACUCAAGAUAAAUGCACAGCGUGCCAAAAAACUGUCUACCUAUUGGAAAAGCUAACGCUCGAAGGCGAGUCGUACCACAAGAGCUGCUUCAAGUGCUCGCACGGGGGCUGCAUCCUGACGACGUCCUCCUAUGCCGCGCUCAACGGGAUCCUCUACUGCAAAAUCCACUUCUCGCAGCUGUUCAAGGAGAAGGGCAGCUACAACCACCUCAUCCAGACGGCGCAGACGAAGAAGGGCGAGGCCGUGGAGGCUGCGCCGGAGCCACCGGUGGAUGCAGGGGCGGCAGAGCAGGAAGUGCCCCCGCAAGCGGCAUAGAGAUAAGAUAUUAGCAACAAAGCAGCAGACAAAAACCAUAUCUAUACAACCUCUGCAAUUUUCAAUCAGUAGUUUGCAAAUAUAUAUUCUUCUCGGCCUUUUUCUUGUUCUGCCUCUGAAAGCUUGGUUUUUGUCCGUCUGGGACUGGGAUUGUAACACGUAUUGACUUGCUUAAUUCUGUAUGAGGCUCUGGAUUCAUGAUGAUGAAAUGAGAAUAUGGU
Messenger RNA from Phragmites australis (common reed), 921 nucleotides. RefSeq names its product LIM domain-containing protein PLIM2b-like. Gene Ontology annotation, biological process: actin filament bundle assembly. Gene Ontology annotation, cellular component: actin cytoskeleton; plasma membrane. The transcript is spliced from 5 exons. Lineage: Eukaryota; Viridiplantae; Streptophyta; Magnoliopsida; Poales; Poaceae. Gene Ontology annotation, molecular function: actin filament binding. The record is from RefSeq and is a predicted model, not a curated record. The coding region runs from base 86 to 700 and encodes 204 amino acids.